Effrenium voratum is the source of this 807-nucleotide messenger RNA. Lineage: Eukaryota; Dinophyceae; Suessiales; Symbiodiniaceae. The record is from the annotation of a GenBank genome assembly.
AUGCGUGGGCGGGCCUCUCCAAUUGCACGCGCGGUGUGCGUUGCUUUGGCCACUUUAUGGAGUCUACCAGCACUUUCCUCCCGCUCCUUUGUUGGUUUGAAGCGCGAGCGCUCGUGGAAGACGAGGUGUCGAAAUGGACCUGAGCCAGAGGAACGAUCCCUGAUCAACCCCACUCUGGGCCUUGCCGGGGUGGGCGCACUUCUGGGCCCUUGGGUGGAUGCGAUCCACAACCAGGCGCUGCUUUCCUACGACCUGCUGCCAGUGUCGGUGGCACUGCCGCUGGGCGUGGCCAGGAGCUCCUUGCUGGUGCCACCGCUGCUGGCGCUGGCCUACGCCCUGCUUGGCGCCGUGCUGCCGUCGGCCCUGGCUGCAUUGGUGCCGCGGAAGCCGCGGGAGCCGCGGGAGCCGCGGAAGCCGCUUGUUCCGCUUCCCCCGCUGCCACGGGCGCUGCUGGCGGUAGCUUCCACUUGUUUCAUCAUCAAAAGCAGCGAGCUGCUGAGUCACUUCGAUUCCUACUUGGCGUGGCCAGUGCUCGCAUCUUUGGCGCUGCUGCAGUGGGCGUGCCUCGAUGGGCGCCUCUCCUCUCUGUUUCUGGCGCUUCUGGCGGGACUUUGCGGGCCUUUGGCAGAGCUGCCGGUGAUGUGGCUCGGAGCGUGGCACUACACAGCUCCGGACUACUGGCCCCUGGCUGUCCUUGGUUUCGGCCCAGGCGUGCCUUGGGCCGGCCUGUCUAUCCUCACUGGGCCCUGUUAUUUCGCCGUCACCACCGACGCCAUUGCGCUGGGCCGGCUCUUUGCGCGCCUUUAG